This is a messenger RNA of Acinonyx jubatus (cheetah), 13967 nucleotides long. It is a transcript of the gene NBEAL2, whose product is annotated as neurobeachin like 2. Gene Ontology annotation, molecular function: protein kinase binding. Gene Ontology annotation, cellular component: cytosol; membrane. The record is from RefSeq and is a predicted model, not a curated record. Gene Ontology annotation, biological process: intracellular protein localization. The transcript is spliced from 54 exons. Lineage: Eukaryota; Metazoa; Chordata; Mammalia; Carnivora; Felidae. The coding region runs from base 5358 to 13577 and encodes 2739 amino acids.
CCGUCCCGCUGUGCCCCCAGCUCCGCGAGCCCCGCGCCUGCUGCACCUGCGCCCCGCGUCCCUGGGGCCGUGUAGAUGAGCGCGCGCCAGGAGGACUUGGGCUCCGCACACACGUGUGCGCCGCCCCCGGCCCGCCGGUGCCUCCGGCACUUAUACCUGGGGGAUGACCCUCGCGGGCGUGCACCUCAACAGAGCCUCUGGGUUGGGUACCGCGCAGCCUCGGUCGUGCCUGAUGAGGAGAGGGACCCGGAUACAGACGGCUGGACACUUCCCCCCUUUUACAGAUGGUGAAACUGAGGCCCGGAAAAUAAACGAGCGACUGGGAGGGUUGGGAGAGGCAGGAAGCCUUAGUUUGCAUUUGGGCUUGCCCCUCCUGUGGGCGAGGCCCCAUUGGGUGGUCGUGGUCAAUGGGUCGGAGUGGACUCUGGGUGCCAGCAGACAAGGUGGAAAGGUAGGGUCCUGCUUUGAUCUGAUUUGAGUCAACUCAGACUGCUCCCCACCAGGGCACCAGCAGUGAUGAGCUCCUCCCUGACCCUGACUGAGGAGGCCCCUACCUCCUGGGGGUCCAGCCAGAAGGAAAGAUUUGCCUUGGAUGCAGAAGGAGGGGGUAAGGGAGGUGAGCUAGGAGGGAUGUUUGAAAGGGAUGGAGGGAAGCCCUCCCCUCCUGAGUUCCCUGUCCUGUCUCAGAGACUACCUCAAGUGGCCUCUGAAGGUGAAGGGAGUGACUCUGACCCAGGUGUCCUGUCAGAGCUGAAAAUCUGGUGUCCCCCAAACUCUGUGUCUCACACACAUAGGCUCCCACUUUCCUUCUGCUUUCACAGCAGGGAGGGAUUCCAGGGUAAUGUCCCCCUCCUCUUCACCUAGCAUCAGCCUCCCUCCCUACACCUGCCUGGCAUCAUGCUGCUGGCUCAGGUGUGCCCUGGGCACAAUGGGCUAUUGUGUGCCCCUGAUCUCGUCACUAGGGGGAAGUUCAUGACCAGAUCAGCUGGCCCUCUGUGAAGAGGCUGGCUGACUGUCUCCUAGGACUGCAGGCUGGAUCUGGGGGGCCCUAGGGACCUAGAAUACAGGCCAUAAGUGCCACAGUUUAUUGAGUCCCCUUAGGUGGUGAGAGGUCCAGGCCCCUAGCAGGAGGCAGCGUGUGUGACCCAGGGCAAGCUCUUUACACCUCUGAGUCUCUAUCUGUAAAUUUGGCACACCCUUGAUCUCAGGGUAGCUUAGACUCUGCAGAGAGGUAGCCAGUAUGGCUUGUCUGAACCAGAGAAAGUUCCUGCUUCCUUGGGUUCCCUUAUCCAGGCCUCUCUGUUGACAUCUCCAAGGGUUGGUCUUUGGGAAGGGAAAAGAUUCAGAAGGAAAUCUGCCCCUGGCCCCCAUGCGUCUAAUUGCCCGUGUGACUGUGGGCAGGUUCUUGGUCCUCAGUUUCUUCCCCGUGGUGACCAGACGAAGGCGGGGCGGGGGGAGGGGGCACUUGAACCAGAUAAUGAGUCUGAGGGACAUUAAUGGUGGGUCUUCAGGUUGCCUUGGUACUGUCUCCCAGGACUGUACCUCCAGCAUAGCGUGGUUGCCUACCCUUCUAGUUGAGUUCUGCAAAUGGUCAGCCCCCCUAUUCCCUCGGGGGGGGGGGGUGGUUAGCACUCAUCUGUGCCGAGUCCCCUCUCCCUUCCAGCUCCUCACUUCAUCAGGGCAGGUCUGGGGCACAGGCUGGCUGGUUGUCGCCCCAGAAGCCUGGGCAGUCAGGGGGUGGCCUAGGGCCGAGCAAACAAAUCCAGGAUGUGAGUAUGAACCGGAAGCUUCGGCCAACCUCCCAGUGCUGCCUUCCUGCCCACAUGGUCCUGCUCCUGCUCUCGGAACAAGUCCCCACCCCUCCAUGCUGGGCUCCCAGGGAGUGGUGGCUGUGCUACUUUGAGCCCUGCUAGGGACCUAUUGUGUGUGUGUGUGUGUGUGUGUGUGUGUGUGUGUGUGUGUGUGUGCGCGCUUGGGGGAGGGGUAAGAUAAGGUAAGACUGAUAGAGGGUGUUGUGUUAAGAGACCCCUCAGCUGGCCAGCCACCCAGUCAGAAGGUUCUCCCAACAACCGUGCCCCUCCCCUCAGCAGAGAGCUGACAUCAGCUGGCAAACCUGUUUUCCCAGUUGUGGGUCUAGGCCCGCCCAGGGGAGCACCCCCCCUUUCUGCCCUUCCUUUCUCCUCACAGACCCCAGGUUCAGACCCGCCCACCCCCCUCCCUCUAGGGGCCACAACUGGGGAAGGAGCACUGCUGAGGGAGGAGUAGCCCUUGGACAUCACUCAGUCUGAGCCCCUCGGGGCCCUGGUAGGGAAACCAAGGCAGGGUCAUACCAAGGUCAUCGGACACAUUUGGGGCAGAGUCCGGCAGAGUUCUGACCCAGUCUCUGUCCUGGGAAAGGUCUAGUUCUGUGCGCAGGACUAGUGGGUCCUGCACCCUGGGACAGCACAAGCUGUUUCCUCUGCAUGGAGUCUUCUCCUUCCUGUUUGGGGGGGCCUUUGUCUCCUGUCCCCCUGACUGGGAUGGACCUCAGAUCAGGCAGGUCCCAUUUUCACCCUCACUGUGCUUGCUACUUGGCAGUUUCCCCCCACCUCACGUUUCGCAGAGGCUCCGCAGGUGUUAGCUGAGUGGCUGGAUGCAGGAGACAGGCCCCACAACAGUGACCUGUCAUGCCAUCGGAGGCUUAGUUUGGGCCUUGUGGGCAGAGGGGAUGGGAGCUCCAGGAGCCAGCACAAGGCAGUGGGAAGCACGAGAGGCCAGUUGUCAGGAGUGAGGGGGUGCCUAGGUGAUAGGUGGGGGCUUCCCCAGGGAGGGCUAGCAAGAGGGUGAGGACAGGAGGACUGGGAACAGCACCCAGCAGGCUGGCAGUUGGGCAGCAUGUAAAAGUCAUGCAAAAUAACACGCACACGAGCAGCCCCUCUUUGGGCGGAGCAGUAGUGUUGCUCAACAGCCCCCCAGUGAAAGGGAGUGCUGGGGGGCAUGGCAUCUGGGGGCGCUCAGGGCUGCCAGGGUCAGGACAGGUCAGACAUUCAGGUUACAGGUGGGGAGCCCAGGCUGAACUCUCCAGUUAUGCCUUUGAGGACUCGGGGUUCCAGGGAGGUCAGGUUGGAGCUGGAGGUGAGGUUGCUCUGUUCACCCCUCACUGGUCCUUAACCUGACUACUGACCUCCACUGCUUCAUGGAAACCUGGUCAGGCCCUCUGCUUCCUCUGGGACUUUAGCUGGAUCAUAUGCCUCCCCGUGCCUCAGUUUACCCUCUUCAAAUGGGGAAAAGCGAGGCAGAAUAGCCUCCUUAGUGCUUAUACUUCAGAGGAGCAACCAGGGUUUCCUCUUCCCUGCCUUUAUUCCUAAGGCAUCUGACGGGGCAGGACUGAGGUGAUGGGGAGAGUAGCACAGAGCCCAGGCGUGGGGGGAGGGGCUGGUAAUCCCUGGAGUUGUCAUGGCAACUGGGGAGCUGAUGUGGAAGUGUGGGGUCCCCAUGGAAACAAAGUCGGUUACUAUGGGGACCCUGGAAGGAAAUUCUUGGUUUCCAUAGUGAUAGGACAAGGGGAAGGUUAAGCCCUAGGGGGCAUUAUGGAGACCAAAAGGUCCACCCCUUUCAAGACCCCAUCCUCAGGUAAGGGGGAGAGCCUGGUCCAGCCACCCGGGGAACUUGUAGCACUGUGCCUCAGUUGCCAUUGCCUCUGGCAAAGUCCCCAUCUUCCUGCUUCAUUCUUUGACCUGAGGUCCUCCAAGUCUGACCUCCAGGCCCCAUGGUGUAGCCAGAAGCCACCUUCGGCUUGACGUUGCCAUCACUCUCCUGAUGCUGAGCGGGAAGACCCCCAGGCCUGAAACAGUUUAUCCUGACCAGACCCCACCCCGUCCCAUUUCUGCUUGCCUGUCCCUGGAAAUGGGGUGCUCACUACCACCCAGGCAAAUCUGACCAGGAGCGGUCACCCACUGUGGAGCUACAAUCCUCUCUCCUUACCCUGUUCCUGGCUCUAACCUGGGGGCCACCAACAGACUCCCAUUCUACCCACCUGGGACAGCCACCCGUGAGACCUUGGCUCUGCUAGUGAGCCAAGGUCCGCCACUUGUUAGUCACUCACCGAGGUGUGUGGGGAGAACGUUAGUGCUGCUCUAGCGUGCCAAGGGCUUGGGAAGGCAGAGCCCCUGGAUUUGGGGAUGGAGCUCCCCGCUCGCUUUACCUGGUGCUGGUGGGUGUGGCUAGCGAGCCUUUUGGGGCAGCUGAAGCGUAAAGAGAUUAAUGUUGAGUAACAGCCUACUAAAUGUGAGAACCGGGGCUGGACUCCAGAACCCGUGCCCUCAGCCCCUGACUGGCAGCCCCAGCCCCUGAAUCACCAGACAGGGCUGGGUCUUGAAAAAGAUGCUGGCUCUGGGGAGCAUUCAGGCAGAGGAGGCAUGGAGGGCAAAGCUGUUACAGACCCGUGGGCGUGGGGACAGAGAGUCAUGCCUUGGGGCUGGGCCAUCCAGGGGGUACGGGGUGCUGUGACAUGGGAGGAGGCCGUGGACUUGCCUAAACCUCGUGCUGGGUGGGUGACUGGCUGAUCAGACAGUGGCGGCCACUCGUGCGUACCUGAGGCACACUGGACGCCAGACGCUGGUUAAGGAAUUUUUGCGUAUUGCGCCACUGUAAACUCCAAGAGAGGUGGUGAUGGGGAGAGGGGUUUGAAGCCAGGUCUGGGCCCUGAGGUGACACCCAGGGCAAGCCACGGCCGGUGUUGGGCUUGGGGCAGGGCAAGCAGGUCAAAGGGCAGCGCGGUGUCAAGCAGCUUGGUCGUCCCUGUCCCCUGGCAGACAGCCCCACCCACCCAUCCACGCCAAAGCUGCCUGCCCUCAGCCCUCCUGGGUUACCUCAGAGUUCUGGGGAAGUGGUAGUUCAGUGCCCACCCAGGGACUAUUUGGGCCCAAAUAGCCCUUGGGGUCUCCCCACCCCUAGUACUGAGUGUCCUCAGGGCUGGCCGGGCAUAGACUGGGGCUCCUGCAGACGUGGUCGUGAGUCCCCCUCAUCUGUCCCGGGUCCACUGACCUCCCCCUCCCCGCAGCUUGCUCGCCUGCAGCAGAGCCUCAUUACCACUUACACAUGAGCCCCAGGGCCUGAGGAGGAGUGUGGGUGCUCGUGGGAGAGGUGGGGUUGGGCCCUGGCCCCUUCAAGUUAGGGACUGGACUGGCCCUGCCCAGCAUUCCUGCUCUGAGCUGGGAAGGGAGGGAGGAGCCAGUGGAGGCAGAGUGUGGGAAGCCCAGGCACCACAGCCACCUCUUCCAGCUCUUGGAGCCCUUGGCAUUCAACACUGCCACCGUGACUGUGAGCCCCGACCCCUGCAGGGACCCCUGUGCCCCCGAGCACCGCAGCCUCAUGUCAUGGGGCUCAGGUCAGAGAAGGACCUGGGCUACCUGCAGCAGUGGCUGAAGGUCUUCGUGGGUGCCUUCGAGAAAAGCAUCUCGCUGUUCUCUCUGGAGCCGCGCAGGCCAGAGGAGGCAGGCGCAGAGGUGCCGCUGUUGCCGCUGGACGCACUGCACGUGCUGGCCGAGCAGCUAGACAAGGGGGACCUGGAGCAGGCCCUGCUGCUGCUCAAGCUUUUCAUCAUUCUCUGCAGGAACCUGGAGAACGUAGAGGCGGGCUGGGGCCAGGUGCUGGUGCCCCGGGUGCUGGCAUUGCUGACCUGGUUGACGGCAGAGCUGAAAGGAGCCCAUGCAUCGCAGGAGGACCGUGGGCCGCAGCUGGAGAACGUGGCCCUGCAUGCCCUUCUCCUCUGCGAGGGCCUCUUUGACCCUUACCAGACCUGGCGGCGCCAGCAUAGUGGGGAAGUCAUCACUUCCAAGGAGAAGAGCAAAUACAAGUUCCCUCCAGCUGCUUUGCCCAGUGAAUUCAGCGCCUUCUUCAGAGAGAGCCUGCAGGAUGCAGAUGGCUUGCCUCCCGUGCUGCUUUUGCGUCUCGUCCACCUCUUUGGUGCUGUCCUUGCAGGAGGGAAGGAGAACGGGCAGAUGGCUGUGAGCGCCGGCUCUGUGCAGGGCCUGUUGGGUGUGGUACGGGGCUGGGACCAUGGGCCAGCCCAGGACCCCCGCCUAGUGCCCCUGGCACUGGAGGCACUAGUGGGUGCAGUACAUGUCCUGCAUGCCAGCCGCACACCCCCUCGUGGGCCAGAGCUCCGAACCCUGCUUGAGGGCUACUUCCGCAUCCUUAAUGCCGACUGGCCGGCGGGCCCAAGCCCAGGCCCUGAAGAGGCCCUCGUCACCCUACGGGUCAGCAUGCUCGAUGCCAUCCCCAUGAUGCUGGCAUGUGAGGACCGGCCGGUGCUGCAGGCCACCUUCCUCAGCAACAAUUGCUUUGAGCACCUUACUCGCCUCAUCCAGAAUAGCAAGCUGUACCUGCAGGCCCGGGCGCCCCCUGAGGGGGACAGUGACCUGGCUACCCGGUUACUGACCGAGCCCGAUGUCCAGAAGGUACUGGACCAGGACACAGAUGCCAUCGCGGUGCACGUAGUCAGAGUACUUACCUGCAUCAUGAGCAGCUCCCCCUCAGCCAAGGAGGUGUUUAAAGAGCGCAUUGGCUACCCUCACCUGCACGAGGUUUUGCAGAGCCAAGGUCCCCCCACCCAUCGGCUGCUGCAGGAGCUACUCAACAUGGCUGUGGAGGGGGACCACAGCGUAUGUCCACCGCCACCGAUCCUGAACGAGCAGCCCGUGCUGAUGCUGAUGCAGUGGCUGCCGGCCCUGCCCACGGCGGAGCUGCGGCUCUUCCUCGCGCAACGCCUUUGGUGGCUCUGCGACAGCUGCCCCGCCAGCCGCUCCACGUGUGUGCAGGCGGGUCUGGUGGGCUACCUGCUGGAGACGCUCAGCACGGGGGUCGCCCUGGGGGUCCGCUGCCAGGAGCAGCUGUUGGCGCUGCUGCAGGCAUUGGGCCGUGUGUCUCUGCGGCCCUUGGAGCUUCGUUGCCUGCUGCGCCCCCUGCCAGGGCUGGACUCGGGGCCGGGCGGAGCGGAGGCUGGGAAUGCCCGACACGCCGGUGCCAUCAUUCGUGCAUUGUCAGGCAUGGCCCGGCACCGGGGCCCUGCACGAGCCCUGCACUACUUUGACCUCACGCCCAGCAUGGCCGGUAUUAUGGUACCCCCCGUGCAGCGAUGGCCAGGACCCGGCUUCACCUUCCAUGCCUGGCUCUGUCUGCACCCCACGGCUGCAGCACCUGCCCCGGCCCCCUCACGGCCACUCCAGCGGAAGCAGCUGUAUAGCUUCUUCACCAGCAGCGGCUCAGGGUUUGAGGCCUUCUUCACGGCAGCUGGGACACUGGUGGUGGCCGUGUGCACCCGGAAGGAGUACUUGACCAUGAGCUUGCCUGAAGUGUCCUUUGCCGACUCUGCCUGGCACUGCGUAGCCAUUGUCCAUAUGCCUGGGCGCCGGCCCUUCAGCCAGAACCUGGUCCAUGUCUACAAAGACGGCCAUCUGGUCAAGAUAGCACCCCUCCGCUGCCCCUCUCUCAGUGAGCCUUUCUCCUCCUGCUGUAUCGGCUCCGCUGGGCACCGCACAACGACCACCACCACGGGGCUGCCUCCGCCACCAGUCCCCGCUGCCCUGGCUCACGCUCACCCCUCCCUGUCCCGCUCCCAGUCGGUCCCGGCUACCGCAGGGCUUGGCUGGGGGUCGGGGCUGGUGGCCCCCCUGCAGGAGGGCAGCAUCAGCUCCACCCUUGCAGGCACACAGGACACUCGGUGGGGCAGCCCCACGUCUCUGGAGGGUGAGCUGGGAGCCGUGGUCAUCUUCCACGAAGCCCUGCAGGCAGCGGCCCUGCGGGCCCUGAGCACCUUGGGGCCCAAUGAGAUGGCACCCUUCAAGCCCGAGGGGGAACUACACGAGCUCAGCACCAAGCUGCUCCUCCAUUACUCACCUCAGGCCUGUAAGAACAACAUCUGCCUGGACCUGUCUCCUGGCCACAGGCUGGAUGGCCGCCUGACAGGCCACAGGGUGGAGACCUGGGACGUGAAGGACGUGGUGACUUGCGUGGGAGGCAUGGCUGCCCUGCUGCCCCUGCUGGAGCGAGUGGCCUCACAGCCCCAAGAGGCCGAGGCGGGUCCAGCCGAGACACAUGACCUCGUGGGGCCCGAACUGACCUCUGGCCACAACACCCAGGGCCUGCUUCUCCCACUGGGCAAGUCCUCCGAAGAGCGCAUGGAGAGGAAUGCAGUGGCCGCCUUUCUGCUGAUGCUGCGGAACUUCCUGCAGGGCCACAUGGUGAACCAGGAGAGCCUGGUGCAGUGCCAGGGGCCUGCCAUCAUCGGGGCCCUGCUGCGCAAGGUCCCCAGCUGGGCCAUGGACAUGAAUGUGCUCAUGUCUGCCCAGCUGCUGAUGGAGCAGGUGGCAGCGGAGGGCAGUGGGCCCCUCCUGUACUUGCUCUACCAGCAUUUGCUCUUCAACUUCCACCUGUGGAGCCCCAGUGACUUUGCCGUGCGCCUGGGCCACAUCCAGUACAUGUCUAGCAUCAUCCGGGAGCACAGACAGAAGCUGCGGAAGAAGUAUGGGGUUCAGUUCAUCCUGGAUGCGCUGCGCACCCAUUACAGCCCACAGCGGGAGCACCCCCUAGCGGCUGACGACGUGCGCACAGUGCAGACCUCACUCCUCGGCCUGGUGCGGGAGUUCCUGGUCCGGAGCUCCGCCACUGAUCACUUGCAGGUCACGCUGAGCUUUCUGGCGGCUACAGGCGAUGAUGGCCAGGUGGCGGGUGCUCUGGACCUGCUGCUGGCACUGCUGCAGGGCUCACCAGCACAGGAGGCUCUGGCUGUCUUCCUGUUGGAGCAGGGGAACCUUGAGGUUUUGCUGGCACUGCUGGUGCAGCCAAGGUCACUGCCCCUGCUGCCCGACCGAGUCUGCAAGAUCCUGCGCAGAUUGCAGCAGAACGAGCGCUUACCUGAACGGAGUCGCCAGCGGCUCCGGCUGCGAGAAUACGGUCUCCAGGGUCUCAUCGCCUGCCUGCCGGAGGGGGCUGCUUCGCCCCAGCUCUGCCAGGGCCUCUACAAGCUAUUCCUGGGGGCAGAUUGCCUGAACCUCUCAGAUCUGUUGGCUGUGGUGCAGCUGUCCCUCCAGGCUGACCUCGGCGUCCGCCUGGACGUUUGUCGCCAGCUUUUCCACCUCAUCCAUGGACAGCCAGACGUAGUGCAGCUGCUGGCCCGGCAGGCCGGCUGGCAGGACGUGCUGACCCGGCUGUACGUCCUGGAGGCUGCCACAGCUGGCAGUCCCCUGCCCUUUCCCCCAGAGACACCCACAUCCCCAGAACCAGCCUUAUGCAAGCCACCCACCGAAUCACCUGAGUCUUCAGAUGUCUUCCUGCCCUCGGAAACCCCCAGCCCCGACCCUGACAGCUUUUACCACGCUCUCUCUCCAUUUUGUACACCCUUUGACCUGGGCCUGGAACGGGCCAGCGUGGGUUCGUGCAACAAUGCGGGCAGUGGCAGUGGCAGUGGGACUCUUACUCCGGCCAGCCAGCCUGGCACACCUUCCCCACUGGAUGGGCCCCGGCCCUUCCCUGUGGCCCAUGGCCGCCAUAGCUCUAGUCUCUCCAACGUGCUGGAGGACGGCAGCCUCCCAGAACCCGCCAUCAGUGGGGAUGAUACCUCAAAUACCAGUAAUCCACAGCAAACCCCUGAGGAGGAGUUGUGCAACCUGCUCACCAACGUGCUGUUCUCGGUGGCGUGGCGGGGCGUGGAAGGCAGCGAUGAGGCCGCCUGGCGGGAGCGUGGCCAGGUCUUCUCGGUGCUCACCCAGCUGGGCGCCUCAGCCACGCUGGUGCGCCCGCCAGACUGCAUCAAGCGCAGCCUCCUGGAGAUGAUGCUGGAGUCAGCCCUGACCGACAUCAAAGAGGCCCCUGCUGGGGUCCUGGCCAGCCUCACCCAGCAGGCGCUUUGGCUGCUGCGCCUGCUGCAGGACUUCCUGUGCGCCGAGGGUCAUGGUAAUCAGGAGCUGUGGAGUGAGAAGCUCUUUGAAGGCGUGUGCAACCUGCUGGAUCGCAUGGGAGCCUGGCCACACCUGGCCAAUGGCACAGCAGAUCUGCGAGAGAUGGCACAGAUUGGCCUGCGCCUGGUGCUUGGCUACAUCCUGCUGGAGGACCCGCAGCUGCACGCCCAGGCCUAUGUGAAGCUGCACUCGCUCCUGCAGACAGCGGUGCCCAUGCGGCGCGAGGAGGCCUGCUACGUGCUCUCCAAGCUGGAGUCGGCGCUGGCUCGGGCGCUCAACACGCCCACCUCAGAAACGCCCACCGAGGAAAGGGAGCCCUCAGCUGCAGCUGCAGCUGCCGCAGGCACAGAACGCUGCUCGUGGCUGGUGCCACUGGUGCGCACGCUGCUGGACCGUGCCUAUGGGCCGCUGGGGCUCCAGUGGGGGCUGCCUUCCCUGCCGCCCACCAACGGCAGCCCCACCUUCUUCGAGGACUUUCAGGCCUUUUGUGCCACACCUGAAUGGCGCCACUUCAUCGACAAGCAGGUGCAGCCCACCAUGUCACAGUUCGAAAUGGACACCUACGCGAAGAGCCACGACCUCAUGUCGGGCUUCUGGAAUGCCUGCUACGACACGCUCAUGAGUAGUGGACAGCGGCGCCAGAGGGAGCGGGCACAUAGUCGUCGGGCUUUCCAGGAGCUGGUGCUGGAACCAGCACAGAGACGGGCACGCCUGGAAGGGCUGCGUUACGCGGCGGCACUGAAGCAGCAGGCAGCGCAGCACUCCACGGCUCUGCUCCACUGGGGGGCGCUGUGGCGUCAGCUCUCCAGCCCCUGUGGGGCCUGGGCCCUUAGGGACCCACCGCUUCCCCGCUGGAAGUUGUCCAGUGCCGAGACAUACUCGCGCAUGCGUCUGAAGCUAGUGCCCAACCAUCACUUCAACCCUCAUUUGGAAGCUAGCGCCCUGCGGGACAACUUGGGUGAGGCCCCCCUGACACCUACCGAGGAGGCCUCGCUACCUCUAGCGGUCACCAAGGAGGCCAAAGUCAGCACGCUGCCAGAGGAGCUUCCGGAAGACCAGCUCGGCGAAGAUGAGCUGGCCGCGCUGGAGACCGCGAUGCAGGCAGCAGAACUGGACGAGCAGCAUGAGAAGCUGGUGCUGUCAGCGGAGUGCCAGCUGGUCACAGUGGUGGCUGUAAUCCCAGGGCUGCUGGAGAUCACCACGCAGCACGUGUACUUCUACGAUGGCAGCGCAGAGCGUGUGGAAACUGAGGAGGGCAUCGGCCACGACUUCCGGCGCCCACUCGCCCAGCUGCGUGAAGUCCACCUGCGGCGUUUCAACCUGCGCCGCUCAGCCCUUGAGCUCUUCUUCAUCGAUCAGGCCAACUACUUCCUCAACUUCCCGUGCAAGGUGGGCGGGACCACAGCCUCAUCUCCUUGGCAGGCCCCCAGGCCCCAACCCUGCCUCAUCCCACCCCACACCCAGGUACGGAAUCAGGUGUACUCGUGGCUCCAGCGCCUGCGCCCCCCAGCCCAAGGCUACCUAAGCAGCCGCUCCCCCCAGGAGAUGCUGCGUGCCUCUGGCCUCACCCAGAAAUGGGUACAGCGUGAGAUAUCCAACUUCGAAUACUUGAUGCAACUCAACACCAUUGCAGGGCGGACCUACAACGACCUGUCUCAGUACCCUGUGUUCCCCUGGGUCCUGCAGGACUACGUGUCCCCAACUUUGGACCUCAGCAACCCGGCCGUCUUCCGGGACCUGUCCAAGCCCAUCGGUGUGGUGAACCCCAAGCAUGCCCAGCUCGUGAGGGAGAAGUACGAGAGCUUCGAGGACCCUGCGGGCACCAUCGACAAGUUCCACUACGGCACCCACUAUUCCAAUGCGGCGGGCGUGAUGCACUACCUCAUCCGCGUGGAACCCUUCACCUCCCUGCACGUCCAGCUGCAGAGUGGCCGCUUUGACUGCUCCGACCGGCAGUUCCACUCAGUGGCGGCAGCCUGGCAGGCCCGCCUGGAGAGCCCCGCCGACGUGAAGGAGCUCAUCCCAGAGUUCUUCUACUUCCCCGACUUCCUGGAGAACCAGAACGGCUUCGACCUGGGCUGCCUCCAGCUGACCAACGAGAAGGUGGGCGAUGUGGUGCUGCCGCCAUGGGCCAGCUCUCCUGAGGACUUCAUCCAGCAGCACCGCCAGGCUCUGGAGUCGGAGUAUGUGUCUGCCCACCUGCACGAGUGGAUUGACCUCAUCUUUGGCUACAAGCAGCGGGGACCGGCCGCGGAGGAGGCCCUCAAUGUCUUCUAUUACUGCACCUAUGAGGGGGCUGUGGACCUGGACCACGUGGCGGAUGAGCGGGAACGGAAGGCUCUGGAGGGCAUUAUCAGUAAUUUUGGGCAGACUCCCUGUCAGCUGCUAAAGGAGCCACAUCCAGCUCGGCUAUCAGCCGAGGAAGCAGCCCAACGCCUUGCACGUCUGGACACUAACUCACCUAGCAUAUUCCAGCACCUGGACCAGCUCAAGGCCUUCUUUGCGGAGGUCAUCAGUGAUGGCGUGCCCCUGGUACUGGCCCUGGUUCCCCACCGGCAGUCCCACUCCUUCAUCAUCCAGGGCUCCUCAGACCUGUUGGUGACCGUGAGUGCCAGUGGGCUGCUGGGCACCCACAGCUGGUUGCCCUACGACCGUAACAUAAACAACUACUUCAGCUUCAGCAAAGACCCCACCAUAGGCCACCCCAAGAUGCAGCGACUGCUGAGUGGCCCGUGGGUGCCAGGCAGUGGUGUGAGUGGGCAAGCCCUGGCAGUGACCCCCGACGGAAAGCUGCUGUUCAGUGGUGGCCACUGGGAUGGCAGUCUGCGAGUGACCUCACUAUCCCGGGGCAAGCUGUUGAAGCAACUCAACCGCCACCUUGAUGUAGUGACCUGCCUUGCAUUGGACACCUGCGGCAUCUACCUCAUCUCAGGCUCCCGGGAUACCACGUGCAUGGUGUGGCGGCUCCUGCAGGAGGGCGGUCUCUCGGUGGGACUGGCAUCAAAGCCCGUGCAGGUCCUCUACGGGCAUGAGGCUGCAGUGAGCUGUGUGGCCAUCAGCACUGAACUCGACAUGGCUGUGUCUGGAUCUGAGGAUGGAACUGUGAUCAUCCACACUGUACGCCGCGGCCAAUUUGUGGCAGCACUACAGCCCCCAGGGGCCACGUUACCCGGACCUGUGUCCCACCUGGUGCUGGGGUCAGAGGGCCAGAUUGUGGUACAGAGCUCGGCGUGGGAACGUGUCGGGGCUCAGGUCACCUACUCCUUGCACCUGUACUCAGUGAAUGGGAAGUUGCGGGUUUCGCUGCCCCUGGUAGAGCAGCCCACAGCCCUGGCAGUGACAGAGGACUUUGUUCUGCUGGGCACAGCACAGUGUGCCCUGCACAUCCUCCACCUGAACAAACUGCUCCCAGCUGCGCCUCCUCUACCCAUGAAGGUGCCCAUCCGAAGUGUGGCUGUGACCAAGGAGCGCAGCCAUGUGCUCGUGGGCCUGGAGGACGGCAAGCUUAUCGUGGUGGGCGCGGGGCAGCCCUCUGAGGCGCGCAGCAGCCAGUUCGCGCGGAAGCUGUGGCGGUCCUCCAGGCGCAUCUCCCAGGUGUCCUCAGGGGAGACAGAGUACAACCCUGGAGACGCGCGCUGACAGCCGUCACGCAGGCUCCUCCCCCGGCGGGCCCCGCCCUUGGAGGCCCCGCCCAGGAGUCGGCGGGAACCCGGAGGAGGAGGAGACCAAGAGGCUGCGGCCGGGGGGUCGGCCCGGCUCCGGGGGUGGGCGGGACCCCACCCCCGCCCAGCUCAGGGAUUGGUGGGCGAUUCACUCCAGGAAGUCCCGCCCCUCGCCGGCAGAGGGGCCGUCCGGAGCCUGGCACUGGCCUCAGCGGCAACACAGCACUUUUUUGCACAGUGUGGGGCGGGAGCCCAGGCUCCCCAGCCCCCCGUCCCGGCAGAGCACGGGGACCGGACUGUGGCCUUAAUCUCUAAAGGCGGCCCCUCGCUCUCCCGGUCUCGGCAAUAAACCUGGCCUGGUUUUGUA